Anopheles maculipalpis is the source of this 537-nucleotide messenger RNA. Its product is annotated as DNA-binding protein SMUBP-2. The record is from RefSeq and is a predicted model, not a curated record. NCBI's taxonomy places the organism in Eukaryota, Metazoa, Arthropoda, Insecta, Diptera, Culicidae. Gene Ontology annotation, molecular function: zinc ion binding. The coding region runs from base 1 to 537 and encodes 178 amino acids. The transcript has a single exon.
AUGAGUAAAGAAAUUUCAACCCAAAAACGAACUACCGACGACGACGACACAACGCUCGUUUUGAAUACGGAUCCAAAAGUCGUCACCAAAGCGGCCGAACUACUACAGCCGAUCAACACCCAGGUGGUGGAUAAGAAUCUCGACCAGGUGCUGGAAGCGGUGAAGAUCGUAGACCUGACGUGCGAUUUUAAGGGGUGCAAACAGAAAACAAACCUCGUCGGAACGGACUGUUCGUUUUGUAAGGAUCGAUUCUGCUUCAAGCACAGCCUGCCGGAGAUACACGGCUGCGGGGAAGCGGUUAAGCGUAAGGAGCGCGAACUGUUCCUUCACCCCAUGACCGGUAAGGCGAAGGCGGAACAGUACGAAAAACAAAAGGCACAGGUACGCCUCACACAGAAGCUGAAACAGAUGUCACUGGAGAGGAAGCAAAAACCAUCGUCUGGUGGAAGCGGUACAAAAGCUACCGGAAGUGGCACCAGUACCACCAGCCGUGGAUCAUCCAGUAGAGGUGGAAGGAAACGAACAAACAACCCAUAG